AUGUUUACUUUCGCCGGCACACGGGAGCACGCUGCGCGCAAAAAGAUGUUUGCGCACGCUUACGCAAAAUCCAUGAUGCUGAAAGGCAAAAAUGCGACUAUAAUUGAGAAAAACGUACGACUGUACCUGGAAUUGAUCGAGCGCGAGCAAGCCAGCGAAAUCUUCUCGUCUUUACACUACUUCUCUAUGGAAACUAUCACCGAGUUCCUUUAUGGCAAGUCGGGUAAGACCUUUUCUCUCGAAGGCAGCCGAGACCACCGCGCUCUAAUCAACGACAUCGUGGACCCUGCACGCCGUAAAUACACCUGGUUCGUCGUCCACAUGCCACGAUUUACUGGCUGGUUGUAUUCUCAAACAGGUUUCUUUAGUCAUAUGCUUCGUGGUUUCCUCCCAAUGCAAACACCGACGACAUACACGGGAGCUAGGGCGCAUGCUAUGACGGCAUGUCAGACUUACGCUAGUGCUAGUACUGAAAUCGAAGGCAAGGACUUUGCGUUGAUUGCAAAAUUGUGGGAACAUCACUAUACGAAGAAGGGCGGCAAACUAGACGAUGUUGAUAUCGCAGCGGAGUGUGCGGAUCACCUUCUUGCCGGCAUCGAUACCACAAGCGACACACUUAUGUUUCUGAUCUGGUCGCUUUCCCGCCCCGAGCAUCGCGGAAUCCAGGAAAAACUCAGGAACGAAGUAAGAGCGUUGUCGAAUGACAGCUUGAAUGCUGAAGGCAUUCCAAAUGUGGAAGUCGCCGACAAACUACCCUUUGUCAAUGCAGUUAUCAAGGAGACACUCCGGCUGUUUUCUCCCUUGCCAGCCUCGGAACCUCGUACUUCACAAAUACCAACGGUAAUCGAGGGAUACACGAUUCCAGCAAGGACAGUCGUCUCGGUUUCACCAUACUCACUACACAGAAACAGCGAGGUAUUCGCGGAGCCGCUCAAAUUCAACCCAGACCGGUGGCUCGACCCCUGCGAGAACAUCGCCGAAAUGAACAGAUGGUUCUGGGCUUUCUCGAGUGGGGGCCGCAUGUGUAUUGGACUGAAUUUGGCGAUGGCCGAGAUGACCACCUUGGUGGCAGCCCUCUAUCGUAAAUAUGCAACUACGACAACUGCCGGGUUUGAUGUAAUGUCCCCUGGGGUGACCAGCAGAUUCGAGAUGUUAUACGACGAAAACUGCAGCGGAGUGCGGGAGCACCAAUGUCAAAUCAAAUUCAUGGCAGUACCAUGA
Ascochyta rabiei is the source of this 1221-nucleotide messenger RNA. RefSeq lists its product as uncharacterized. Gene Ontology annotation, molecular function: iron ion binding; oxidoreductase activity, acting on paired donors, with incorporation or reduction of molecular oxygen; heme binding. The record is from RefSeq and is a predicted model, not a curated record. The transcript is spliced from 3 exons. NCBI's taxonomy places the organism in Eukaryota, Fungi, Ascomycota, Dothideomycetes, Pleosporales, Didymellaceae. The coding region runs from base 1 to 1221 and encodes 406 amino acids.